CGGCUUCAAGCUGCUACUACUACUGGAUUACAAAGAUGGCAACCAGGUGGGGAAUCUGCAGCGCCGGCAAAAUCAGUAACGACUUUACCGUGGCCUUGAAAAGUCUUCCUCCUGAAGACCACCAGGUUGCUGCAGUUGCUGCCCGCAAGCUGGAGGAUGCGCAGGAGUUUGCAAAAAAGCACAGCAUCCCCCAAGCGUAUGGCAAUUAUGAGGAGCUGGCCAGAGAUCCAAACAUCGAUGUGGUGUACGUUGGCGUGAUCCACCCCUGCCAUCUGAAGGCAUGUUUGCUCUUCAUGAACGCCAAGAAAAACGUUCUGUGCGAGAAGCCUCUGGCCAUGAACGCCAAGGAGGUGAAGGAAAUCCUGGCCUGUGCCACGAGGAACGACGUCUUCCUCAUGGAGGCCGUGUGGACCAGAUUCUUCCCAGCCUCAGUGGAGAUCCGCCGGCUGCUGGAGGAAGGCGAGUUGGGCGAGGUUAAGAUGGUGAGGUCCGACUUUGGCGUUCCGGUGAUGCAUGUACCGAGAUCCAUGAGCAAGGAGCUCGGCGGAGGGGCUAUGCUAGACCUCGGCGUUUACUGCUUGCAGUUCUCAAUCAUGGUAUACGGUGGAGAGAAACCCCAAAGUAUCCAGGCCACGGGGGUCUGUGCAGAGACUGGAGUGGAUGAGACUGUGGUGGUCACUCUGAAGUUCUCCAACGACAGGAUGGCCGUGUUCACGUGCUCCUCGGGACUGCAGCUCUACAAUGACGCCAACAUCGUGGGCACCAGGGGCAACAUCAGGAUUCCCGCCCACAUGUGGUGCCCCACAUCCAUAGAGGUGAACGGGAAGGAGAGCCACUACACACUUCCGGAACCGAGCCUGCCCCUCAACUUCAUUAACAGCACAGGAAUGCGCUACGAAGCAGAGGAGGUCCGACAGUGUUUGCUCAAAGGUUUAAAGGAGAGUCCGGUGAUAUCGCAUGCUGACUCUCUUCUACUGGCUGAGGUGGAAGACGAAGUGCGCAGGCAGGUGGGCGUGGUCUACAGCCAGGACCACAGCUAACUGUGCAACAAGAGCAAAGGAGUGAAAGAUGAUCAAAUGAUCAAAUGAUCAAAUAAAGCAUUUUCCGAAAAGGUUUAGCCACUCAUGUCUUCUACAUCCAUCCAUCCUUUUUCUAUACCGCUUAUCCUGGACUGGUCGCCAGCCAAUCGCAGGGCACAAAUAGACAAAUCAUUCACACUCACAUUCAUACCUAUGGAAUAUUUAGAGCUGCCAAUUAACCUAACAUGCAUGUUUUUGGAAUGUGUGAGGGAACCGGAGUACCCGGAGAAAACCCAGCCACCGUGCGGCCUCUUCAACAUCAACAGGACAUUCAUAUUCUCUUUUUAAGCUCAUUUAGCUACAUGAGAGGGACAACAUAUUAGGAGCAAAUACGUGGAAAUGUAAUGUGUAGUGAAGAACUGGGAAAUGGUGGUUUGCAUUUGUAUUCCAAUGAACCCAUGCAGUGACGGGCACAAUAACAAGAGUGUCAAUCAAAACUAAGCAUGAUUAUUUUUUUAAAUGCAGGAUUCUUUUUAAUCAGACCUCAUUUGCUUGUAUCUGAUGAGGAAAGUGAACUGCUGGACUGCUUCUGGUUUCUUGGAUGUUGCAACACAUGUGUGUAAUCUGCCCGUGCAAUAACGCCUCCCUC
Messenger RNA from Dunckerocampus dactyliophorus (ringed pipefish), 1668 nucleotides. Its product is annotated as trans-1,2-dihydrobenzene-1,2-diol dehydrogenase-like. Gene Ontology annotation, molecular function: nucleotide binding. The transcript has 7 exons. Lineage: Eukaryota; Metazoa; Chordata; Actinopteri; Syngnathiformes; Syngnathidae. The coding region runs from base 36 to 1040 and encodes 334 amino acids. The record is from RefSeq and is a predicted model, not a curated record.